ACGAAACGACAAGGGAGAUAAUGCCAGCUAUCCCAAAUAUUUCGUAAAGUUUUUCGGGAGAUUUGCAGACAUGAAUGGAAGAAACUUCUUAUUUAAGCACAAGAAAAAACUUAAAGAUAUUUGCAAGGCAUAUUUACUUACUGGUGCACGAGAAUCAGGAGUGCAAAAUGAUGCAGCAUCACCUAUGUCAGUGUAUAUGUCUAGAGUUAAUCAGGGACAGCUAACUGAGGAUGAAUACCAGAAGAAAAUAGUUGCCUCCCUUGAUAGAUUAAAUUCUCAGCUAUUAGAUUAUAGACCUCCAGUUAAAGCUAAUGCAUUUAUUGAAAAGUUCUUCGGCCAACAGAAGGUCAAUGCCCCUAAAGGAUUGUACUUGUAUGGAAGUGUUGGUUGUGGUAAAACUAUGUUGAUGGACCUGUUCCAUGACCAGUGUCAGGUGGAGAAGAAACAGAGGGUGCAUUUUCACAAGUUUAUGUUAGAUGUACAUCAAAGAAUUCAUUCGUGGAAACAGUCUUUACCUCGUGAAGUGAAUGUGAAGAAGUUGCACUCAUAUGACCCCAUACCUCCAGUUGCACAGAGUAUCAGUGAUAGUACCUGGUUGCUCUGCUUCGAUGAAUUUCAGGUAACAGAUAUAGCCGAUGCCAUGAUACUGAAGCGACUGUUCACAGAACUGUUAAACAAUGGUGUAGUUGUCGUAGCAACCUCAAACAGAGCUCCGGAUGAUUUGUACAAAAACGGUUUACAGAGAGCAAAUUUUGUGCCAUUUAUUGGAAUUUUAAAGAAAAAUUGUGAAGUACUUUGCCUAGAUUCUGGUAUAGAUUACAGAAUGACAGCUCUUCCUGCAGAGGGAAAACUAUAUUAUUUAACAAGCAAUGAGAGAUGUGAUGAAUUAGUAGAUGAAGUGUUUGAAGAACUGAUUGCAGAGGAAGAUGAUAUGGUACAUUCAAAAACAUUAGAUGUGUUAGGGAGGGACCUUUUUCUACCAAAAACUUGUGGUAGAGUUUUAGAUACAACAUUUAACCACUUGUGUUGUCAGGCACUAGGAGCCAUUGACUACUUGGAGAUCGGUCAAAAUUUCGACUCAGUGAUUGUACGAAACAUACCGAAAAUGACCUUGAAACAGAAAUCAGAGGCCAAACGCUUUAUUGUUAUGAUAGAUACAUUUUAUGAUAACAAGGUGAGAGUUAUAUGUUCAGCAGAGGCCCUGCCACAGGGGUUGUUCACUAAAGGUACGCAGACUUUGAGAGAGGAGGACAGGAAUAGAAUGCUUAUGGAUGAUCUAGGAAUACAGGCAAAUUCAGAAUCAUCUGGUGCCAGUAUAUUCACAGGAGAGGAAGAACUAUUUGCUUUUGAGAGAACCAUAUCACGACUGGCUGAAAUGCAGACAGAGACGUACUGGAGCUACAGACAGCCAUACCCAACCUCUUGAUGAUAACUUCUUAUUAGGGGAAAAUAAUUUGUUUUAACAAUUCAUAGUAAUUAAAUGAUAAACGAUAUUAAUAUUAAAGCAAGGGCUUAGUCAAGGAGCUUUUGACACACCAGUAGUUUCAGCCGGUGUUACGUAAUGCUGUUGCAGCAUGUUGAGAUAGAAUUAUAGAAAUGGAUGUCAAACCAGAAUUUUAUACCAGUAUGAAUACGUAUCUACAGUGCUUGUAAUAGGAAGCAUUUUUUGUUGACAGCAGACAGUUUAUUACAGUUGAAAUUUGGCACAUCAAACUCCCUUAUCUUGAAAUUCUUGCAAUCUUGAAGAAAUUUUUAAGUCAUUCUUAAUGUUAAUAUGUAUUUUUACUCCUUUUGAGACUAUUUUGACAUUAGGCAACAUUUGUUUUGUCAGGGACAAUUUUAAGUCUUGUCAGUGAAAUUCCUCAUGUCAUGUUUUACAUGUACUUUUAUAUGUACUUAUAUGUACUUCUGUAUGUGGCUCCAGCAAAACAUGCAGCCAAAAAUGUCUGCACCAAGUAUCAAAUUUAAGGGGAAGUUUUGUUAUCACAAAAUACUGGUAACAUGUAUAGUUUAUGUAAAUUUGAGAUACCGAGUUUCAGCUGAAUUACAUUAACCAUAAUAAUUGAAGUACCAAUAUUUUUACCUCGUCACAAAGUACAUACCAAUACUGACAUCAUACUUUGUUAAAUAUUCUAACCAAAAUUUAUAAAAAGUCCACCUGAGCUCAAGACUUGCAGCACAAGGGUGAUAAUUUCAAAUCUCAGGCAAUGUGGAUGUUUGAUGUCAUAGUUGACUGUAGAAAAUGUUUGUGGUCACUCAUAUUCUCUGCCUGUGGGUUACUGACGAAAGAAAACAGGUUUGAUUGAUAAAAAGUUAAGGAACAUUGGUAAACUGACCAAUACAUAUAUAAUCGUAAAACUUUUGAAACUUUUUAUGCCCAAGUCAGUUUAAACAGUUAUUUCAUGUUUGUUUAUUAGUCUCUAAAUUGGGUUAUUUUUGUGCCUAUUUUGGUUUCAAACAAGCUCAUUCAGGUUCUGACUGAUAAAAAAACAUACAUUCCCAGUGAGUGAAGUACUGUGAAAUCAAUAAACUUCACCUGAAUUUCUAAAUUGGACUGGUUUUUCAUUCAAUUUGGGCAGUACCCUUUAUUAUCCGAAGGUGUGUUCUCUGAAAAUUUACUGAAUGAAUAUUGAAGACUGGUCGCAAAGGCAGAAUCACUUGCUGCCAGUGGGCUGAAAGUUAAUAUUCACGGAGACCUAGUUUUCCUAAGUUUUGUGCUGCUGUCGGUCCAUUCAGUAAAAUCCUAACGAACAAAUAUAAUCCCCAUUCUUUUUAUAUCAAAAAUGGGAAAUCCGCGAUUUCAUAUUCCCAAGAGAUAACAUAAAUGUCCAAAUCACAAAAAGGUCAGUGUCACAAAAUUAAUCAAUUGCACAGUACAUCUACAUGUAUAGUAUAAAAUGUGAAAGCCAAUUUUGUUCAAACUUGUUGCACUAAUUUCGGGUGAUUUGGUUGUGAUGAUUUAGCUGUUUAUUUAAUUAUCAGCAUACUAAACCAGAGCUUACAGACAUGUAUUUCUGUUUGGAAUUCAUUUAUUUAAAUAAAAAACAACAUGGGAUGCUCUUACUUCAGAUUAUUUACACAAGUACUCAUUAUUUUUGUUGAGCCAGCUUGUGGAAGUGAAGACAUAGUCGUCCAAAUGGUGUUCGGUGACUUAGAAUUUUUUUUAAGAUUCACUUCUGUUUGUUGUUACUAUAAAUAACUUACCGGUAUAUUGUAACUUUUUUCAUUUGGCAUAAAGUGUCAUGUGCAGCUCCCAGUCUUUUUUGACAGCUGGCGGGCUCGACAUGUAGCCUGUAGGCAUCUGGUUUUCAGUAUACUCACUUACAUAGGACUUCUUAAAUUUUUUUGCUAGAAAAAUGUUUUAAACUUUUUGUGUCAGUCAGAAUAGAACAAAUCUUUACAGCUAACUUUCAUUGGCUGCUUUAUUUGUUUAUUUUAUUCAUUUAACUAUUGUUUUACAUCUUCUGUUAAAUUUAUUCAUUUUUAUCUAUGUUUAAAAUGUUUACCAUUUACAUUUAAUAUACUUAGAACUACACUGGAAACCCUGUACACUGAGCAACCACUGGCGACUAAGGGACAAUCCCGGAGAGCAGGGGAAGUUUAGGGUGGGAAUUUCCUGUCACAACUAUUAGAUGUGAUACUGUUAAAUCAUUUAUAUUCAUGGGGACUAAUUUUUGUGGAUGCUUUGGUUGAGUCAAUCCACGAAAAUAAAUCCCACCAAAGAAGUAAAUUUCUCAUUAUUAUAUGCUUAAAGGUCAAAUUCCACCAAUUUAUAUCUCAACGAAAAACCUCUGACCAAAACCCUGAAAUUGUUAACCCAUGAAAUUAAAUGAUUUUACAGUAAUUUUCAGUGGAAAAUCUUAUUCCAGACUUUGAAAAAUGUACAGUUAUGAAGAGUGUCUGCUUGUCAGGGUCUCCAGGGAUUGUUCUGUAACUAUAAUUUAUUUAUUUUACAUGUUUUGCAAACGAUGUUACUACUGUACAUUUUGAUGUCUGGCUAUAUUUUGUCUUAAUUUUUGACAUCAAAGUGUAAUAAAGACUCACCAGUAUCUGGCAUUCAGUUUUGUAGCUGUGCACUUCAAUAUAAUUUGCUAUCAAAUUGCCUUAUAAGAUCACUGUUGAAACAUGUUUAUUUAUCAUUUUACAUUUAUUUUGAGUUGUGAGGGUUCUGGUUAUCUAAUACUGGACAUUUUGCAAUAUCAGAUACUUAAUAAAGGUUUUGUCUUUGCUUGUGCCAUAAAUUUUCUUUCAGAGUACAGUAAAAUACAGAUUAAUCAAAGUCACAAGGGGGUGAGAUAAAUGCUUUAGCUGUCCGAGAGUUUGAGACAUCUAAAAAACAAAAUAUAAGAAUCUUUCACUGGUUGAAGGUGUGGUUACAAAUAUCUGGCUCGAGGGUAACUGUUUAGGCAGUAAUGCUGCUUUGCCAGAUAUUUUCACCCACACCUUCAACUUGUAAUAUCUUCCUUUUCUUGCAUGCCUUAUUCUUUAAUUUAUAGAAGAAAUAAAGUUUUCUUUAAAAACGCAAUUUUUUGCAGUAACAUAUGAAUUUAAGCAUUCAUUCCUAAAUUACAGCAUGUGAGUCAUCUUACACUACGUGAUGUAAGGAGAGGUUUUCUAGCACCGCCAAAAACACUUGGGAAAAUUCUGCUGGGCAUGCAAGAAAAUAAAGGAAAAACAGCCAGGAACCUCAUAAAUUGUAAAUUUUGUAUUUGCCCCGAGUUUGGUAUUAACUCAGUCUGUUUCAUGAAAUUAUGAUUUGCAUAAUUUACCUGAUACUGAGUCCAUUAAUUCAUUAUUUUGAUAUUUUUCACAAGCAUUAUUCACGAGAGUUUUGAAUUUGCUCACUCUGUAUGCAAAAUGUUAGUGAAAGUUAACGCUCGUGAAUAUUAUCCUCCCUCCAAUGCAAAGUAGCCAGAGUCAUACUGAGGAGCUAUACCUUUUACCUUUUGAAUGUGUUUACCCAUGUCAUAAAAUUAUCACAUUUUGUUUGAGGUUUUAAACAGUUUUUUAAACAUAUCAGCAUUUCUGUGCAGUGAAAGUUAAGACAACAGUUACUAAUUACUUAAAAUAAGUGUCCUUUGAGCAGAUCGAUAAAAACAGGUUUAUUAUUAGAUACAAGUGAACUAAUCUGUUGUUAAGAAAAUAUUUAUAUCUCAGAAUUUAGGAAACAGUAUUUACAUCUACUAACAACUUGAAUGCAUAUUGUAUGGUCAUGUUUAUUUAUGUAAAUAUUGUACAAUCAGUUUAUGAAUUUGAGCACUUGUUAUUUCUUUCAGAUAUGAAUAUGUUAAUAUUAAAUAUUGAUAGAAUUAAUGUGAACUUUGUUCAUUGAGGUUUAAUUUUUUGCAUAGACAACUUAUUAAUCCACAAAAAGUGGUCUUCCACAAAUAUUAAUGAUUUCACAAUAACUAUGAUUGUUGUUUUCCUAUGUAGAAAUGUUUCUGAUCCUUUCCAGUAAAACAUAAUUUUAUCCCUCCAAUUUAUUUAUGUAACCAGUGUCGGUGUUAGUUUAAAGUAACAUAACUAUAGAUUUACUCCAAUUUUACCUUGAAAUUCAGAAAGCACUUUCAUAUACUUUUUCACAAUUUUGUGUUUUUGUAAGAGGAAAGUAAAAAGAAUUUGUUUAUACGUGAGGAUGUUCGGAAAGCUCUUUACCAUGUUAGUGAUGGGGUAAAAUAGGAGAAAGAUAUCCUUACUUAAAUAGCUGACAGCAAAAAUAAUAACUUAAAAAUGUAACUCAUUCAUGAUUAUAACAGUUGACAUACAACUGUUUGUUUUAAAAUUACUGGCAUAGGUAUAUUUUCAAAAACAUAGGGUGGGGAUUGGGGAUAGGGGCAGUUGACCAUAAAGCUUGACCAAAUUAGACAAUAUAGACUUGAAAAAAUUUUCAACAUCCAAAACGGUCCUUCCAUUACAAUGAGAUGAGCUGUCGAAUGAAUUUGUAUCUGUUUUUCUUAUAACAAAAAGAUUUCUUGUCAGAAAGUUUUGUGUAAGCAGAGUAUAUGUUACAGUUGUUUUCAAGUGGCCUCUGUGGCUGAGCGGUUAAGGUCACCAACUUACUCUCAUUCGCUCCCCACCGAUGUGGGUUCAAGCCGCGCUUGGGGCAUUGGAGACUUCAUGUGAGGAAGCCAUCCAGCUGGCUUACGGAAGGUCGAUGAUUCUAUCCAGCUGCCUGCCAGUGAUGUAAUAAUGCAUAGGUCACAUUGGGUUUUCCUCCAUUAAAUGCUGGAAAAUUGCCAUAUGAUCUAUAAUUGUGUCAGUGUGAUGUUAAACCCAAUAAAAGACCCCCCCCCCCCACACCCACCAAAAAAAACAAAACAAUUGUUUUCGAUUUCUUUGCAAUUGAUAUUAGAAGUAAGGUAGCUAAAUCAUUGUUGAUUUUACAAAACUUGUUAUUGGUUUAUAGAUAUUGUUGGUCAGUGUGAUACAAAUAUAUUUAUUCAAGAUGUACAGUGGAAAUAAAGGUUACCAACACCA
Molecule: messenger RNA, 6477 nt
Organism: Mercenaria mercenaria
Lineage: Eukaryota; Metazoa; Mollusca; Bivalvia; Venerida; Veneridae
Product: AFG1-like ATPase
Exons: 13
Coding region: 71-1426 (451 amino acids)
Cellular component (GO): cytoplasm; mitochondrion
Molecular function (GO): ATP hydrolysis activity; ATP binding
Source: RefSeq, a predicted model, not a curated record